This is a messenger RNA of Haliotis rufescens (red abalone), 3010 nucleotides long. Its product is annotated as ganglioside GM2 activator-like. Gene Ontology annotation, molecular function: enzyme activator activity; lipid carrier activity. The coding region runs from base 906 to 1502 and encodes 198 amino acids. Gene Ontology annotation, cellular component: cytoplasmic side of plasma membrane. The transcript has 4 exons. Gene Ontology annotation, biological process: ganglioside catabolic process; lipid transport. The record is from RefSeq and is a predicted model, not a curated record. NCBI's taxonomy places the organism in Eukaryota, Metazoa, Mollusca, Gastropoda, Lepetellida, Haliotidae.
AUUCGAUACUGCUACACUUGUUCUCUGCUUGAUUUGUCGUGUCUGAGGUAGAUGUAUGACUGACUGAAAGACAACGGUUUUCCCCGGAGGUUUUAGUCUGUAGACCCACCGUGCUCCGACCAGCGUUCCCCACUGCUCGUUCUUCUUAGACUAGAAGUACACGAGCCGCGCGGCUCAAGGUGGGUGGUCUCCGGCAAUUCACUGAUAGUCAAUAUCGGCUACGAUCACGGCCGACCAAUGAGCAGUUUUAACGUAAACUGUGGUGUAUUUCUAAGCGAGCCCACUCCUUUUGGGGAACGAGAGCUGAAUAUAUUAAAAGACUGUUGAUCUGGGAAAAUUAUUUAUCUUCAAAUUAUAUCAUCAAGAAGACUGAAAAUCGAGGGAUUAAAUAGCUUGCUAUCGGGCUAAAGUGUCAUUAAUCGCUCGAGUGAAGCAAAGUCUGUCGCUUUGGACCUUUUCCUCCAGGAAACCUACGUAUGACAAUUUUCCAAUUGGACUUUCGGAAAUGGAAGCAGUGAAAAAGUAUUGGACUUUUGACUUAAUUAUUUGACGGAGACCUUCCGAUGAAGAUUGGUGUCGACUAUGUGUGGGGUCUAAUACCUUUCCUGGUUUGUCGUAAAUAUUUGCUCGGGAGGUAUACACGGUUAAACAUCGAUCUAACCGCAUAGGGAAUACUAACGUGAAACCAAGCGAACUUGUACUCAUCAACUGCGUUCGAUCUGCUUAAUUGAACUCUGAUCACACCUGUGCAUUACCUGAGAAUUGGUUUGUGAAAUCCCUUGCAGAAGAACUGGGAUUUGUUUGUUUAUGCAUAUAUCUCAGCAAGAGAUAUUUUAUACUGUUUGUUUUGCCGUGGGCUAUCUGGGAUAUUUCUUGUGUGUGAGAUACAGUAGUUAUCACACACGAUGAAUGUUCGUGCGACUGUGCUUGUUGUCUUCCUGUGUGGAUGUGCAGUGGUAGCGGCUAGACGGAAGAGAGAAAGAUCAAUACUACGUUUUGCCGACUGUGGUAAAGAAUCAAAUCGCCCAAUCCACUUCUAUGACGUCAAAGCUAGUCCUAUGCCAGUGAUUAUCCCCGGUACUCUCUACGUCAGCUUCACUGGCAACGUCACGGAGGACCUUCCUCGACGGGUUUCCGUCGAGCUCAGCAUCAUGAAGUAUUUCUUUGGGAUUCCCUUCAUGAUCCCCUGCUUUGAUAACCACAUCGGGUCCUGCACGUAUGAUAAUAUAUGCCACCGCCUGGAGAAGUAUGAGCACUCCGGGUGUCCGAAGACGUUACGGUCGUAUAACGUGCAGUGCCAUUGCCCCUUCCAGGCCGGGGACUUCACGGUGGCCAGGGUGCCGGUCAAUGUUCCAAAAAUAAACGGCUUUGCUGGCGCUCUAAUAAAUGGAGACUAUGAACUUGUAUUGAGCAUCUUGGAUGAAAACAGGUCGCAACUUGGAUGUCUGGAGUUGAAAUUUUCCAUGAAGAAGCGGCAUCGGGGGUGGCUGUUUAAGAUCUGAAAAAUAUACAAACAGUGGCUCAUUCUGCUACAUGUAGGCCAACUGGCCCGACAAGGAACGAAACAAUCGUCUGCGCAUGCUUGGAGGGGCCGAGUGAGCGGAAGUUACUCCGCAGUGAAUAAUUUCGUCCAAUCGCAGAUCCGUUCACAGUUCAAUUUCCUGCGGAACACGUGUGCCAUGGCCCAAUGGAUGUAAAUAUCAACUUCCUCUCAGGACCGUGUUUGUGUUAAAAGUGUUGAGUGAUGGACUGAUAACACGACUCGUGGUGAGGAAACGGUUGCAUAUGUCGCUGUUGUGUGAGUGAACAGCCUGCGUUAAACGCGUGCCUUAUAUGUUUUACUAACGCCGCCGAUCAACCCGUCUUCAGAACUGUGUUGUUUGUGAUGCCUAUAGCCAAAUCGGUUGUAUAUUUGAAAUGUUGUAAUAUAAUGUGUAUUAUACGUAUGUUUUUGUUACCCCCACUGCCAAAACUAACCACACAAGAGUGAUCUUGCCCAGGCGACAAGAUCCUGCUAUCUCCGAUAUGUUUUCGGGACCUGGGGAGAUGUUUUUAAUGGUUGUAUUAAAUGUCAGAGACGCGUGUUUAAACACAAACAUCGAUCUAUCUUCCUGUUGCAUAUCAAGUGCUGUCUCUUCUCAGACUUGAGAGAACUCUUGGCCAUUUUACAGGCGCUUCAUGCGCUAUUAACACGAUGUUAUUGAUUGGGAGUUGGGGACGUUUACAUGAAAACAAUUUUGAUUUGUAUGAUUUCAGAUGUCGGAAAUCCAUGAAAACAGAAUUGAAGUAAAAGUUUAAAUGGUUUUAACGACCACAUAACUUACAUAUUUUAAUAUGUAUUGAUGUUUUCAACAAGUUCGAAAUGUAUUGACGUUUAAAACAAAUCCGUACCAGAAGUUUUUUCAAUGAAAUACAAAAUAUGGUGACUCGUUUUAACUGAAUUCAUUACCCAAAGGUGCCAUACGUUUAAGUGUGUUUUCAACAGGAUCGGGGAACAUCCCCCCUGUGCAAUGUAAGGGCGUAAUGUUUCAGACACUUCACAAUCGCUGUCAAUCGCUUAAUUUACAAUCUUAUCAGCUUUUUCACUACUCCAGUGACGGUUUAACUUUAUUCAGUACGUUAAAUAACAUAAUGUGUUGAUUGGACAAAUUUGAAUGAUAACUUAGUGUGGAAUAGUCGUCGCGUGGUACAGCGGGAUAUAAUUUUUGAAAAGUGCUAAAUCAGGCCUACCAAAGAAAACAAUUUGUUAGGUCUCUAAAUACUUAGUGUAAUGACACAUAUGCUCAGUACUCGUGUUGAUUUCCUUGAGUGUAAUAGCCUCUGUGUUAAAGGACAAUAUCCAGCUGUACCCAAUGGACGAUAUUACGAGGAUCUAUGGACGUUCGUAAAAUGUUUACAUUCAUUGUGGGGUUAAACGAACAGGUUUUAUUAAAAUGUGUAGAACUAGACACAUGAUAUGUUUACUUCCUACUAAAAACAAAAUAACUAUAACUAUAAACAAAAUAACUAU